This is a messenger RNA of Acanthosepion pharaonis, 486 nucleotides long. The record is from the annotation of a GenBank genome assembly. NCBI's taxonomy places the organism in Eukaryota, Metazoa, Mollusca, Cephalopoda, Sepiida, Sepiidae.
AUGCGCCAGGAUCUAUGCACGCGCCAUCAAAAGCUUAUAAAUAUUUGCGUGGAGGCAGAAGAGAAGUUGCUACAAGAACAGUGGGACAAUUUGAUAUAUUUACAAAUACACACAUCUAUCUAUCUAUCUAUCUAUCUAUCUAUCUAUGUGCGUUCACAUCAAUCUAUCUCACUCUAUUCAUAUCUAUCUAUCUAUCUAUCUAUCUAUCUAUCUAUCUAUCUAUCUAUCUAUCUCUGUGCGUUCAUAUCAAUCUAUCUCACUGUUCAUAUCUAUCUAUCUAUCUAUCUAUCUAUCUAUCUAUCUAUCUAUCUAUCUAUCUCUGUGCGUUCAUAUCAAUCUAUCUCACUGUCUGUUCAUAUCUAUCUAUCUAUCUAUCUAUCUAUCUAUCUAUCUAUCUAUCUAUCUAUCUAUGACAAAUAUAGGAAUGACAAUUCCAAUACUUUUGAUAUGCUAAACAAGACCGACUACAAUAUUAAAAAAGAUUGA